AUGGCUGACGACGCCUCCUACGCCGCAUUUCUCGACAAAGCAAACGCUGACCCUAAAGCCGGGCAUGAACAGUCUGAGUCGACGUCCCAGGCACGCACCAAGUUUGAUCCUACCACCACAUCGCAGCUCGAGGCAUUGCCAGCGUCGCUGAAAUCGCUGCCCGAAGUGACGUACACUUCAGACACCGAUGCGCCCUUUGAGCCGAUAACCCUGAAUUAUGCGGGCAGCAAAUUGCCUAGUGUGGCCGAGUUUGAGAAGUCUCUUGGGCUGAAAGGCAAAGUGACAGGGUCUGUGGAAGAGUUGACGACAGAAGAGUUUGAUCCCAGAGGGGAAUACCGGGAAAUCAUUGAGAGGGUCGCGCAGGCAGCGAAGGGUAAAGAUGUGGGUGUUAAGUUAUUCAGAGUUGAGAUUAGCCAGACGAGAGCGGAAUAUUAUAUUCUCACUGUAGGGGACAGGGCGCUCGUGGGUGUUGUUGUGAAGGCAGUCGAGAGCUAG
Capronia epimyces CBS 606.96 is the source of this 495-nucleotide messenger RNA. RefSeq lists its product as uncharacterized. The transcript has a single exon. Bases 1 to 495 code for a protein of 164 amino acids. NCBI's taxonomy places the organism in Eukaryota, Fungi, Ascomycota, Eurotiomycetes, Chaetothyriales, Herpotrichiellaceae. The record is from RefSeq and is a predicted model, not a curated record.